GCGGCCCCGCCCCGCCCCGCGCACAUUCUUCUGCCUUGUAAGGCCCGGCGCCGCGCCCCGCCCCGCCCCGCCCGCCAACCCACCCGAGCGACCCUCGGCCGCGGGCUCCGCACCCGGCUCCGCGCACCGAGCGAGCGAGCGCCUUCUCCGCACCAGGGAACUCCCACCUACCUGAAGCCAAGAUGUCCAGCAAACGGGCCAAGGCCAAGACCACUAAGAAGCGGCCACAGCGGGCCACAUCCAAUGUCUUCGCAAUGUUUGACCAGUCCCAGAUCCAGGAGUUUAAGGAGGCCUUCAACAUGAUCGACCAGAACCGAGAUGGCUUCAUUGACAAGGAGGACUUGCAUGACAUGCUGGCCUCGAUGGGGAAGAACCCCACAGACGAGUACCUGGAGGGCAUGAUGAGCGAGGCCCCGGGGCCCAUCAACUUCACCAUGUUCCUCACGAUGUUUGGGGAGAAGCUGAAUGGCACAGACCCCGAGGACGUGAUCCGCAAUGCCUUCGCCUGCUUCGACGAGGAGGCCUCAGGCUUCAUCCAUGAGGACCACCUUCGGGAGUUGCUCACCACCAUGGGCGACCGCUUCACAGACGAGGAGGUGGAUGAGAUGUACCGAGAGGCGCCCAUUGAUAAGAAAGGCAACUUCAACUAUGUGGAGUUCACCCGCAUCCUCAAACAUGGCGCCAAGGACAAAGACGACUAGGCCACCCCAGCCCCCGCACGCCCAGCCCCUAUCCCAGUCACCUGCUCCCCCCACACACUGUCUGCACCAACUCCAGCCCACAACCCCACAGGACCCUCUCAGGGGAUCCUCCCUCUGAGGGGUUAGGGGCCCAGCUCCCAGUGCAGGAAAUGGGCCGAGAGGGCACAGUGGCAGGCAAGGGGCACACAGCCAAUGUAACACAGGUGACCUUGCAAGAAAGGACAUCUUCUAGGGAGUUGGGCCAGAGGGCUGGACCUGGCGGCACCGAGGGAAGGCCCCCUAAGAGAGCCCAGGCCUCAGCUGGUGCCUGCCCAUUCCCGGGCUGCUCCCCACAGGAAGGGCCCUGUGUCCAGGUCUGAGACACCACUGCCCCUGCACCCCCAUGCAGGGCAUGAAAGCCCUUUCCCAGCCACUGCCAAAAACACAUGAACCUCACCAAAGUCCCUUCUCAGGGGACAGGAUGCCAAGUCCCCUCCCCUACACCCUGCCCAGCCACCAGAACACACCCCCCCCACGCGGAGUGUGCUCGAGAAGACGCAUGCAGGCAGGCAGGAUCUAAUAGAAGGCUGAGCACUG
Messenger RNA from Equus caballus (horse), 1277 nucleotides. It is a transcript of the gene MYL9, whose product is annotated as myosin light chain 9. The record is from RefSeq and is a predicted model, not a curated record. NCBI's taxonomy places the organism in Eukaryota, Metazoa, Chordata, Mammalia, Perissodactyla, Equidae. Gene Ontology annotation, molecular function: calcium ion binding. Gene Ontology annotation, cellular component: cytoplasm; stress fiber; myofibril. Gene Ontology annotation, biological process: myofibril assembly; platelet aggregation.